AUGUCUGACCUCCACAAAGCGUUCAUGAGACGCAUGAAGCGGGGCCCUGUCCCUCAUACUGGCGUUCCGGGAGCGGCUUCAGCUUUACCAGAAUUGACUGAAGACGAGCUGCUUGACGACCAGGCCACGAUAGCUUCUUUGGCCCACCACAACCCUUCCCAGUCAUCCUCGCCCUCUCCCACCCCAGAAGACGACGAAAUCCACAAAGCCUACCAGGCCUUCAAGUCCAGCUUCUUCACGGUCCACGAGACUUACCAUUUCAACGGUUUACCAUCCAUCAAUACCUACUAUAGACCUCCAGAAACCCCACAUUCCACCAUUUUCGUGUGCCUCCACGGAGCAGGGUCUUCAGCCCUUACAUUUGCCAAAUUUGCCGAGGAGGUUGCUCGAGCAGAGGACGAUGUAGGUAUAUUUCUCUACGAUCUUCGAGGGCACGGAGACUCAGCCAAACUGGAUGACUUUGGCUUGGAUUCGUUGGCCAAAGAGCUCAGUGCUGUGGUAGACGAAUUUGUCCUUAGACACCUCCCAGCAUCCAACGAGCUGCGCUCGAUCUACUGCGUAGGUCACUCGUUGGGUGGGGCUAUAAUGUCCAAGUAUUUGAGCGAUGAUACCUACGAGCAUCGGUUGGUGAAAGGGUUGAUCCUUCUUGACAUUGUGGAAGAAACUGCCGUCAGGUCUUUGGUGGCCAUGCCCACGUUCAUUGCAAAUCGUCCGUUCAAGUUCAAGUCCUUGAGCCAUGCAAUCGAGUGGCAUAUGAAUUUUCUCUUGUUCAACGAAGACUCGGCUCUUUUGAGCAUACCAGACUUGUUAAACCCGGACUUGACAUGGAAAACCGAUUUGUCGUUGACACAGCCGUUUUGGGACUCGUGGUUCCAUGCGUUGACCGAGAACUUCCUUAAGUUCAAGAGUCCAAAGUUGUUGAUUCUAUCUACCCACGAGACCUUGGACAAGAAUCUCAUAAUAGGACAAAUGCAGGGCAAAUAUCAACUAGUGGUGUUCAACAACAGCAACAAGUCGGGCCAUUUUGUGCACGAAGACCUUCCUAAACAAGUAUGCAUCUGUGUGUUGGACUUUUUGAGAAGGAACGAGAAUCCAGGCAAGUUUUUGAGGCACAACUUGGGUGUUGUGCCCAAGUGGGGUGGCCAAAUCAAUAAAUAA
This is a messenger RNA of Suhomyces tanzawaensis NRRL Y-17324, 1158 nucleotides long. It is a transcript of the gene PPE1, whose product is annotated as carboxylesterase-mitochondrial 37S ribosomal protein YmS2. Bases 1 to 1158 code for a protein of 385 amino acids. NCBI's taxonomy places the organism in Eukaryota, Fungi, Ascomycota, Pichiomycetes, Serinales, Debaryomycetaceae. The transcript has a single exon. The record is from RefSeq and is a predicted model, not a curated record. Gene Ontology annotation, molecular function: protein methylesterase activity. Gene Ontology annotation, biological process: protein demethylation.